AUUUCAGAGCUGAACACAAAAACCUAGGAUAAUCAAACGCAGAGGGGUUCAUAGAAACAGCUUCAUCGUCAGAGAUGGCGGCUCCUUCAGAUAAUGCACCACCAACUCAGGCUUCUUCCUUGGCCUCCAAGUUACAGAUAAGCGAGGAGGUCGAAAGAAGAUACAAUAUGAUUAAAAGCGUCGGCGAGCAAUGCAUAAACGAUGAUGAGCUGAGAGACCUUCUGGCUAAGAAGGCUGCUCCGGUCUGCUAUGACGGUUUUGAACCAUCAGGAAGGAUGCAUAUCGCUCAGGGACUGAUGAAGAUCAUGAACGUGAACAAACUGACAUCUGCUGGCUGCCGAGUCAAAAUUUGGAUCGCUGAUUGGUUUGGGUUUAUGAACAACAAGUUGGGAGGAGAUUUGAAGAAAAUAAGGAUUGUUGGAGAAUAUUACAAGGAGAUAUUUCAAGCUGCUGGGAUGAACGGUGGGAAUGUGGAGUUUCUAUGGUCUUCCGAUGAGAUUAACGCUAGGGGAGAUGAGUACUGGCCUCUUGUGAUGGACAUUGCCUGCAGAAACAGUCUCGCCAAAAUAAAACGGUGUAUGCCUAUUAUGGGUCAUAGUGAGACAGAUGAGCUCAGUGCAGCUCACGUUCUGUAUGUAUGUAUGCAAUGUGCCGACCCUUUGUUCCUAGAGGCAGAUAUUUGCCAGCUUGGGAUGGAUCAGCAAACAGUGAAUUUGCUAGCAAGAGACUACUGUGAUGAGACUGAGAGGGGGAACAAACCUGUCAUCCUGUCUCACCAUAUGCUUCCUGGUCUUCUACAAGGGCAGACAAAGAUGUCUACGAGUGAUCCUUCAUCUGUCAUCUUCAUGGAAGAUGACGAGGCUGAAGUUAAUAGGAAGAUAAGAAAGAAAGCUUUCUGCCUUCCGAAGAUUGUGGAAGGUAACCCAUGCUUGGAAUACGUCAAAUACAUCAUUCUACCAUGGUUCAGUGAGUUCACAGUUGAAAGAGAUGAAAAGUUCGGCGGUAACAAGACCUUCAGUAACUUUGAAGACAUUGCCGCUGACUAUGAGAGAGACCAGUUGCACCCUACGGAUCUGAAGAAGGCUCUGUCGAAAGCAUUGAAUAAGAUACUGCAACCUAUCCGUGAUCAUUUCAAAACUAACAAUCGUGCCAAGAAUCUGCUAAAAGAGGUCAAUAAUCUGCUCAAACAGGAUCAUAAAAGCAACAGAGUUGUUCCAACGGCUCUAUCCAAGGAGAUGGAGGCUCUUUCCGUCAACGCACCUUCCUCAGCUUCCGGAUUACAGAUGAGCGAAGAGGUAGAGAAAAAAUACAAUAUUGUAAGGAGUAUUGGCGAGGAAUGCAUACAAGAGGAUGAGCUAAAGAAUUUGUUAGCCAAGAAGCCUACUCCAAUCUGCUACGAUGGUUUUGAACCAUCGGGAAGGAUGCACAUCGCCCAGGGAGUGAUGAAGGUCACAAAUGUGAACAAACUGACGUCAGCUGAUUGCAAAGUGAAAAUCUGGAUCGCAGAUUGGUUUGCUCAGCUGAACAACAAGUUGGGAGGUGACUUGGAGAAAAUCAAAGUUGUUGGUGAAUACUUCAAGGAGAUUUGGGAAGCUGGUGGGAUGAAUCCUGAGAAAGUAGAGUUUCUUUGGGCUUCAGAUGAAAUCAGUACAAGGGGCAAUACGUAUUGGCCUCUUGUGAUGGAUAUUGCACGUAGAAACAACCUACGUCGAAUCUUGAGGUGUGGGCAGAUCAUGGGACGUAGUGAGACAGAGGUCCUAAGUGCAGCGCAAAUCCUCUACCCUUGUAUGCAGUGUGCGGAUAUUUUCUUACUUGAGGCUGAUAUCUGCCAGCUAGGGAUGGAUCAGAGGAAAGUAAACAUGCUUGCAAGAGAGUACUGUGAUGACAUUAAGAGAAAAAAUAAACCCAUCAUCUUGUCUCACCAUAUGCUUCCUGGUCUUCGACAAGGACAAGAAAAGAUGUCCAAAAGUGAUCCAUCAUCUGCCAUAUUUAUGGAAGAUGAGGAGGAUGCUGUUAACAAGAAGAUCAGCGAAGCUCAUUGCCCAGAGAGAACUGUUGCAGGAAAUCCGUGUCUUGAAUACGUCAAGUACUUAGUUCUACCACGAUUCAAUGAGUUCGUGGUUGAAAAUGAAAAGAAUGGCGGUAACAAGACCUUCACAAGCUUUGAAGAUAUUGCUGCUGACUACGAGAGCGGCGAGUUGAGUCGUGAAGAUCUGAAGAAAGCUUUGAUAAAGGCAUUGAAUAUAAUGCUGCAACCUGUUCGCCAUCAUUUCAAAACCAACGAGCGCGCCAAAAAUCUACUGAAACAGGUCAAGCUUUUUGGAGUCACCAGAUGAAGCCGCAAACGCAAAGAAGGAAAAACUUGUGUUCAUCGUUGGAGCCUUAAGGAUUUGAGCUACUUGCAAUUCUAUUGAGUUAUCUUUUGCUUUUAGAAGAGCUAAACUUCAGAGAUUAGUGCUUAAGAAACCAAGUGUUCAUAUAUACUGUUUCAGCAGACAAGAAUUUUAAUUACAAUGAUAAGUGAAAAUGGA
Molecule: messenger RNA, 2531 nt
Organism: Brassica oleracea var. oleracea
Lineage: Eukaryota; Viridiplantae; Streptophyta; Magnoliopsida; Brassicales; Brassicaceae
Product: tyrosine--tRNA ligase 2, cytoplasmic-like
Exons: 21
Coding region: 75-2336 (753 amino acids)
Biological process (GO): tRNA aminoacylation for protein translation
Molecular function (GO): tyrosine-tRNA ligase activity; ATP binding
Source: RefSeq, a predicted model, not a curated record